AUGACCGACAAGGUGGCAAGUGGCCUGACGUACAUCAAAGACGUGGGCAUUGAGCUCAUUCUCGCUGAGCUCAAAACCAUUUCCGUGCCAACCAUUUCUGGCUCGGCAGGCACACCCGUGGGACACGUCGACUACACUCUCUCGAACAUUGCCAUUACCAACUUGGCUCUGCCAGACUCGAUCCUUCAGCUCAAGCCAGGUACCGGCAUUCAAGUCGGUGUCUCGGCUGCUGUGUGUGAUGUGAGCCUCAAUUGGCAUUACCGUGAGCACUCUUGGCCGCACAUCUCCGAUCAUGGCUCGGCGAGUGUCGACGUCUCCAAGACUACCAUCUCCGUCACCGUUGCCAUCGGUGAGGCCUCGGGUCGACCCACGGUUGCUGUUGAUGCUUCAGAGGUCGACAUUGGCUCGUUCCACAUCAAGGUCCAUGGAGGUGCCUCGUGGCUCUACAACUGGCUCGUCGGCCUCUUCAAGGGCUCGGUCAAGUCCUCGGUCCAGUCCUCGCUCAAGUCGGCCAUUGUUGACGCCAUCAACAAGCAGGCCGAGGAAGCGCUCGCCACUCUGCCCAUCAAGGAGAAGGUCGACAAAUACUCGUCUGUCAACUACGCCAUGCUCGCCCCGCCAAGCAUCACCGCUACCCAGUUCUCGUCGGUCCAUCUCGGCCAGUUCCUCUCCAACUCGCCGGCGCCGCCCGGCCCCUGGGCUCCAGUCAAGCUCCCGACCACUGUCGACGCCGCCGACGAGAUCAACCUUGUCUUCUCGGAGGACGUGGCGCUCUCGGCUGGCUACGUCUACUUUAAGGCCGGCGCUCUCCACACCACCGUCAACGAGCUCCCGUCCUGGUCGCCCGUCUCGCUCAACACCACGUCGAUGCGGUUCCUUCUCCCGGCGCUGUACAAGGCGUAUCCGGACAUGAAGGUCGAGUUUGAGCUCGCCGCCAACGCCACGCCCAACGCCGCCAUUUCGCCCGACGGCGCAACGUGCGACGUGCUCGGCAACGUUGCCGUCUACGUCCUCCCCGCCGGCCAGCCGCGCAUCUACGCCUUUACUCUUGGCCUCCACCUUUUUGGCACCGGCAAGGUCGCCGUCUCGGCCAACAACAUCACCGCCCAGGUCUCGUACGUCGGCUGCAACCUCUCGCUGGCCAACACCACUGCGCCCAUCGGCAACUUUAACGUCCAGCUCCUCGACGCCCUCGUCAACCUAGCCGUCUCCAAGGGCCUCGUUCCCUGGAUCAACAAGGUCCUUGGCGUCGGCUUCCCCAUCCCGGUCGUCUCGGGCAUCACCCUCUCGUCCAUCGAAGUUGUCUACGGCACCGGCUACGUCGGCCUCGCCUCUGACUUUACCUAUGCCCCGCCAACCCUCGGCGAUGCCGGCUCCGCAGCCGCUGCGGCCUACAACGCCGCCAUGGCUGCCCGUCCCGGCGACGCAGGCGACCUGAUCAAGGCCUCGCUCCCGGUCCGCAUCGACGAGUAG
This is a messenger RNA of Thecamonas trahens ATCC 50062, 1473 nucleotides long. RefSeq lists its product as uncharacterized. Gene Ontology annotation, molecular function: lipid binding. The record is from RefSeq and is a predicted model, not a curated record. Lineage: Eukaryota; Apusomonadida; Apusomonadidae. The coding region runs from base 1 to 1473 and encodes 490 amino acids. The transcript is spliced from 2 exons.